Messenger RNA from Phalaenopsis equestris, 707 nucleotides. RefSeq lists its product as uncharacterized. The record is from RefSeq and is a predicted model, not a curated record. NCBI's taxonomy places the organism in Eukaryota, Viridiplantae, Streptophyta, Magnoliopsida, Asparagales, Orchidaceae. Bases 195 to 563 code for a protein of 122 amino acids. The transcript has 2 exons.
UCGCAGGCCCCAAGAAAGCUUGCGUCAAAGUUUCUUCAAAAUUUCCCCAAUUUAUUUAAAAGAAUUUCCUUUUGGUUUUUUGCUUCAAAAUAUUGUCCCUUUAGCAAUGGGAAAAAAUUGCGUGCGAUAGCUCUCUAAUCGUAUUCUCUCGAUGAUAACAACUACCGAUCAAAAUCGGGUCUCUGUCAUCGAGGAUGUCCCACGACGACGUCGCUUAUAGUUGUGGCUCAUGUGGAUAUCCUUUGAAUUUGACUUCUUCUAAACAAUUGUCAUCGUCCAAAAACUCUGUUCAGAGAAGGUCUAACAAGAAGGACAUGCUUUAUUUUCCGGUGGUCGAUCUGAGUCGAUUCACUCAGGUCGACGAGUUGAGUUGUUUCCCGUUCAGCCUGAGUUGCUACAAGUCGAAAAUCAAACUUCUCUGUCGAAAAUGUGGAAUUCAUAUCGGCUACGGAUACGGCCAAUUUGGUGUUUUGUGUGGAUCAGAUGCUGACAGUGUUCCGUCUUCUUCUUCUUGUCAAAAGUAUAUUAUCAAGGUUAGAGCCGUUCAACCUUCAGAGCAGUGAUUUUCUAUUCCAAAUGAUUGUUGGAAGAUUUUCAUACAUACCACGCAAUUUUUGUUUAUUUACAUAUAUAUCUAACACAUGAACUUCAAUUUUUACGGACAUGACACCUUACCUUUGUACGAAAAGGUGUAUUUCAUUUUCACG